This is a messenger RNA of Centropristis striata (black sea bass), 4378 nucleotides long. It is a transcript of the gene chs1, whose product is annotated as chitin synthase 1. The transcript has 34 exons. Lineage: Eukaryota; Metazoa; Chordata; Actinopteri; Perciformes; Serranidae. The coding region runs from base 1 to 4281 and encodes 1426 amino acids. Gene Ontology annotation, molecular function: chitin synthase activity. The record is from RefSeq and is a predicted model, not a curated record. Gene Ontology annotation, cellular component: cell septum; cell periphery.
AUGGAUGAAGUCAAAGGAAGAUUACGCAAAGUACAGGGAAGACACGGGGAUACAUGGGAUCCAUUCCAGCUGAACCCAAUAGGAUCUGAGAAGGAAAGCAAGAGAAUAUGUUUCCAACUGGCCCAGUACCUGGUGGCUGUUAUUGUGGGGUUAGCCGUGUUGACCAGUGCUGUUAUCGCUAAGGGCUCUCUCUUAGUGUUGUCAACGUUGUCCAGUCCAUACUCCAUGCGCGACCCAAAAGAAAGACAGUUCUACAUGCUGAUGUUGGUUUUCUGCCUUGUCUGUCCCAACUUCCUGGUGUUCCUAAAAUCACUAUGGAAGUGUGCCUUCAAGAGCUUUGUACAACCCAACAUGAAAACCAUGGCAUCGAUUUGUGCCAUUGAGUGUCUGGUGUCUCUUGGUACUUCAAUCCUGGUGCUAAUCGUUAUGCCUCAGUUUGACGUGUUGACGAAUCUCUUCAUCAGCGGCGGAGUCUGUAUUGUGUCUGCCAUUCUGCAGAUAGUAUACAGACUGCAGAGAGACAAAUGGAGAAUCCUGUUCCCAAUCUGCUCCCUCAUUCUCACAGUUGCUGGUUACUGCCUCCUGGCGACCGACUACUAUGUUCGUGUAACAUCACAUGUGGAUCGACAGGAAGGCGACUGCUAUUACUACAUUGGAAUUGGAAUUUUCUCUUCACUUCUCAUUUCCCUGUGCUGGUGGGAAAAUCCACUACAAGCUACUCAUCGCAUGCAGGAAACGCUGUCAGAAUUGGAAGGUUUCAGGGACUUUGUGUUUGUCAUCAGCAGUAUUCUGAGGAUAAUAGUGAUAGGAGGGGUAUACCUGCUCUACCAUGUGUUUUUUGAGAAAUCUAUCGUCUGGUCGGAGUUUAACCUGACGAAUGCUGACUGGGAAUUACUGCAAAUAGGACUGGUGCUGUUUUUCUUACAGGCUUUCUGCUCAGCAGCCUGCCACUGGUUUGGUGUGGUCGCCUGUAAAAUUCACGCAGUCAGGAUGAGUUUUGCACUUCCAGUAUGUUCCACGGGACCUGUAGUGCUACUGUUGGGAAUAAUACUUUUCCUGACAGAGGUAGACAGAUUGGAUGGAGCUCAACAUGGGAGCAUCACAGAGUUCUGUGAAAGCUUGGCAGGCUUGAGUCACAAGAACACUACCCCUGUCGUUUUACUAGAAUUAACAAGGAGCAUUUGUCGAACUUCUCUCAACAGCUACUACUUGCAAUGGCCUUUUUCAAUGCUGGCACUGGAGGGAGUAUGUAUGUGGUCAGGCUUCGUCACGUGUACCUACUACGUAUGGAAGAUCAAGGUCCAGCGUAUCGAGAGAACCUCUCAGCUGUUUGUUCGUCGACUCUAUGAAUCUGCCUUCAUUGACCUGUCUCUGUUACUCAACACCAAGAUGAAGCUGCCAGGAGCCAAAAACCAAGAAAACCAUGAUGACAUCCAGAACUGUGUGAUAUAUCUUUGUGCCACCAUGUGGCAUGAGACCUAUGAUGAAAUGCUGAAAAUCCUCACCUCCAUGUUCAGGUUGGACCGCUAUCGAGGUGAUCCAAAGGAGGAACAUAAUGACUGUUUUGACUUUGAGUGUCACAUUUAUGUAGAUGAUGCCUACAUGACUGAAAAGGGCACAGAAAAGAGGCUGGUUAACUCUUAUGUUACUGACUUGAUCCAUGUUGUCAUAGAGGUUUAUAGGGUGUUUACAAACAAAGAACCAGAUGAUGUGUCAAUCAUUGAGGCUCCCUACGGCGGCAGGCUAAUGUGUGUUAUGCCAGAAGGCAACAUGCUGUAUAUUCACCUAAAAGACAAAGGACUCAUCAGGAACAAGAAAAGAUGGUCCCAGAUUAUGUAUAUGUACUAUCUACUUGGUUGGAAGGGAUACAUCGUCAAGAACCCUCAGAAGAUCCAACACCAGAUUAACCCAAGGAGAGAAAGUAUGAUCUCCCUCUCUGGAGAGAUUUAUCUGUUGCCUCAGUAUGACAAUGACCAGAAGAGAAAAUUCAUCUCAGAUGACAACACUUACAUCCUGGCUCUGGAUGGAGACACAGACUUCCAACCUAAAGCUGUGAUUCUGCUUGUGGACAGGUUGAGGAUGUAUGACAAUGUAGGUGCAGCGUGUGGUAGAAUCCAUCCAACUGGUAUGGGUCCCAUGGUGUGGUACCAAAAGUUUGAGUAUGCAGUUGGCCACUGGCUACAGAAGACAGCAGAGCAUGUGUUUGGCUCUGUGCUGUGCAGUCCAGGAUGUUUCAGUCUUUUUAGAGGAUCUGCCAUAAUGGAUGACCAUGUAUUGAAGAGAUAUACAACAACUGCAACCAGAGCUUCUGAAUAUGUGCAAUAUGAUCAAGGGGAGGAUCGUUGGCUGUGUACUUUGCUACUGCAACAAGGGUGGCGUGUCGAAUACAAUGCUGCAUCAGAUGCAUACACCAACUCACCACAAGAGUUCAAAGAGUUUUACAACCAGAGGAGACGAUGGGGACCAUCGACACUGGCAAAUACACUGGACCUUCUGAGCAGUGGUUCAGAGACGGUGAAGAGAAACAUUUCCAUCUCUAGGCUUUACAUCUUUUACCAGAUGUUCACUGUUGGUUCCUCAAUCCUUGGUCCGGCCUCUGUGACUCUGAUGGUGGCAGGUGCUUUCCAGUUUGUUCUCAAAAUUGCUGGUACACUUUCCAUUAUCAUCGCAUGCAUCCCUCCUGUGUUCUACAUCAUCAUCUGUUUUGUAACAAAGAGUAAUACCCAAAUAACCAUCGCUGCCAUUAUGAGCGUUCUGUACGCAUUCCUCAUGACCGCAUCCUUCUUUUCUAUCAUCGGUGACAUGGUGGUUCAGGGCACAUUCCUAACACCCACUGGCGUGUUUUUGGUGUCUAUGACAAUAAUGUAUGCAGUGACAGCUUUACUACACCCAGAAGAGUGUGGGAUGAUCAUCUAUGGUCUGAUGUAUUUCAUCUGCAUCCCCAGUGGAUACCUCCUAUUGACCAUCUACUCACUGGUUAACAUGAACAAUGUGUCCUGGGGCACAAGGGAAUCCAGCAAGGGAGAAGGAGAAGUGAAGAAAAACCACAAUCUUCUGUGUGACAAAAACUGCAGACUAUGCUGCUGGGAUGUGAAGUUACAGGUGACACAGGAAACCGAGAAUCUGAUGCUUCAACAGAUCACAGGCCAGAUGUCAGCGCAAGCCACUCCCGUUCCAAUCACCAGUCAGGACUCAACAACUCAACAGGCAGAUGCAAAGACGGAGCCUCAAGCCAAAGUCAAUACAAACGAAGAGGACACUGUGGAAGAAGAAAAGAAACCUCAAACUGACAAACGCAAAGGGAAUGUGGCAAAAGACAGUGACUAUACUUCCAUUAGCAGUGAUGACAGUAACAAGACAAAGACAUCAUCACAGAGUGUAUAUGACAAAGAUGACGCUGGGGAUGAGGAUGAUGAUGACUCACGAUUUCCUGACCAUGACGGAACAGAUGAGGCUCGUGUCAGUGACUGGGUAUUGCCAGUCAAAGAGGAGUUUUUGAAGAAACUGACUUAUGCCAACAUGAAGAGAAAUCUUGAACAACAAAUACGAUACUCACUCCGUAACAGAGAUGAUGAUGAUGUGUGUGAGGAGUUGGUCUCAAUGUUAAAAGACACUCUUAAUGCAGAGCUAUGCGAUGUGGGGCCUGAAGAUGUCCUGUCAGAAACCGAUCUGGAGGAGCUACAAUGUACACUGGAAACUCAGGCUCGGCAUAUCCUUAAAACCAGUCACAUGGAGAAAAAAUUAGAAAAGACAGUAACCAGAGCAAUCCAGAAAACACUUACUGCCCCGCAAGUGCAAAAACUUGAAGAGAGUGAGCACGACUUCUGGAACAAGUUAAUCGAACGCUACUUGACCCCUAUUUCUGAGAGUCAAGAACAUAAGGACGCAGUCAACAGAGAACUAAAGUCACUACGCAACAAGGCGGUAUUCCUGUAUUUCAUCCUCAACGUGCUAUGGGUGGUGGCUACCUUUUUCCUACAGGCCAUUGGAAAUGAUGUCAUCAGCAUCAAGAUCCCUAAAUACUUUCCAAACGGAACUGAAUCUGGAGAAAUCCUCAAGGUGGAGCCUCUCAGUUUGAUGUUUCUGUUGUCUUUUGCCGUUCUUCUCCUUGUCCAGUUUCUGGCCAUGUUGUAUCACAGAGUCUACACUCUGAUCCAUGUGGUUUCCUAUCGCAGCACAGAGAAAGACUACAAACCGAAAAGACCUGAGGAAGAUGAAGACUACUCAGUAAUAGAAAACCACUCUGCCAAUGGACUUGUCAUUACCAGUGAAGAUCUGUAGGACAACCAGCUGUAACCAGUGAAAGCCAGCGACCAGCAAACCACACAGCAGUGCUCUUACCACCUGCUAGUAAAAUACUUAUUUUUACAGCUUUCCC